This is a messenger RNA of Aspergillus heteromorphus CBS 117.55, 1434 nucleotides long. Its product is annotated as M20 family dipeptidase. Bases 1 to 1434 code for a protein of 477 amino acids. Gene Ontology annotation, molecular function: metallodipeptidase activity. Gene Ontology annotation, biological process: proteolysis. The record is from RefSeq and is a predicted model, not a curated record. Lineage: Eukaryota; Fungi; Ascomycota; Eurotiomycetes; Eurotiales; Aspergillaceae. The transcript has 5 exons.
AUGGCACCGCAACUUGAGCCUUUUUUCAAGCAGGUCGAUGAUCUGUCCGGAUCUUUUAUUGACCGUCUGCGAAAGGCCGUCGCUAUUCCUUCUAUUUCUGCUCAGGAUGAAAAUAGGAAGGAUGUCUUCAGGAUGGCCCAGUUUCUUGCUUCUGAGCUUGAAGCUUUGGGAGCCGAAGUUGAGCAGAGACCCCUAGGGAAACAACCCGGAAAGGAGCACCUUGACCUACCCCCAGUCGUGAUUGCUCGGUAUGGUAAUGACAAGAGUAAGCGAACAAUCUUAGUUUACGGUCAUUAUGAUGUCCAGCCUGCUCUGAAGGAAGAUGGCUGGGCAACAGAGCCUUUCCAGUUGACAGUCGAUAGCCAAGGAAGGAUGUACGGGCGUGGAAGUACAGAUGAUAAAGGCCCAGUUCUGGGAUGGCUGAAUGUGAUUGAGGCUCAUAAGAAAGCUGGGGUUGAGUUUCCAGUUAAUCUUCUCUGCUGCUUCGAAGGGAUGGAAGAAUACGGCUCGGAAGGUCUGGAAGAGUUCAUCCAAGCCGAAAGCAAAAGGUUUUUUAAGGAUACAGAUGCUGUGUGUAUCUCAGACAACUACUGGCUUGGAACCGAAAAGCCUUGCUUGACCUAUGGGUUACGGGGCUGUAAUUAUUACUCCUUGAGCAUCUCGGGCCCUGCCCAGGACUUACACAGCGGGGUCUUUGGUGGCUCCGCCCACGAGCCAAUGACUGACCUGGUCAAUAUCCUUUCUCGGCUUGUUGAUUCUCAGGGCAACAUCCUAAUUCCUGGGAUCAUGGAUCUUGUUGCACCUCUCACAGAAGAAGAAAAUUCACUUUACGGCGGCAUCAGCUACACCAUGGAAAACCUCCACGAAUCGUUGGGCAGUGAAACCAGCAUCCAUGCUACCAAGGAAAGAACGCUUAUGGCUAGAUGGCGAUACCCAUCUCUGUCUAUCCAUGGUGUUGAAGGCGCAUACUCUGCUCCUGGAGCAAAAACAGUGAUUCCAGCCAAAGUUAUUGGCAAGUUCUCAAUCAGGACUGUUCCCAACAUGGAGAGUGAGGAUGUGAACAGGCUUGUCUUUGAUUAUAUCAAAUCGGAAUUUGCCAAAUUGAAUAGCAAAAAUACAUUGGACGUAUGGCUCCAGCAUGAUGGGAAGUGGUGGGUUGCCAGUCCCAAGCACUGGAACUUCACAGCUGCAAGCAAGGCAGUAAAGCAGGUUUUUGGGGUUGAACCAGAUAUGACCCGUGAAGGUGGCAGCAUUCCCGUCACACUGAGCUUUGAACAAGCAACGGGGAAGAAUGUCUUGCUUUUGCCCAUGGGAAGCUCUACCGAUGCCGCCCAUUCGGUCAAUGAAAAGCUCGACAAGAGGAAUUACAUUGAAGGGAUCAAGUUACUGGGCGCAUAUCUGCACUACGUUGCAGAAGAGCCUAUGAGCCUUUAA